Messenger RNA from Fraxinus pennsylvanica, 348 nucleotides. The record is from the annotation of a GenBank genome assembly. NCBI's taxonomy places the organism in Eukaryota, Viridiplantae, Streptophyta, Magnoliopsida, Lamiales, Oleaceae.
AUGCAACUUGCUUGUACAUCUGCAUCGCAGGAGAGCUUCAUUGGUUCUAGAACAGGAAUAGUCUUUGAUGGUACUUUGGGAACCAAAAGACUCCUUCUACUUCUAUCCAAUUCCAUCGAGAAUUCUUCGUCGUCUGGAAUGCAGAUGGCAAUUCUGGUAUCGUUGCGCACAGCGGCAGCUGCGUUAGUUGUGGUGAUGCUAAAACAUUCGGCUUUCUGCACAUUUUGGCUAAGGUCGCUCUUUGGCAACGCACUUGGCUAUUGUUGCAUUGCACCUCGGCCCGCUGCUGGGGGCGGCCGCAAUGAUGCUCAGACAAUUGGCUCUUUUGGCCCUGCAAACAAGUCAUGA